Molecule: messenger RNA, 2384 nt
Organism: Mya arenaria
Lineage: Eukaryota; Metazoa; Mollusca; Bivalvia; Myida; Myidae
Product: heat shock 70 kDa protein 12A-like
Exons: 9
Coding region: 53-1765 (570 amino acids)
Molecular function (GO): ATP-dependent protein folding chaperone; ATP binding
Source: RefSeq, a predicted model, not a curated record
UUCAUGGAAUUACAAGACACAAGAUAUAUUCAUUCCGCAGGUGAAUGCCGAAAUGUCAAAACACCUCUUGGUAGCAGCGAUCGAUUUCGGGGCAACGUACUCUAGCUGGGCAUUCUCAUUCAAGCAUGAGUAUGACAGCGACCCAACGUCAGUUUCCGCCAAGCAAUGGCAAGGACGCGAGUCUCAAAAAGGCCCAACUUCUGUCCUGAUCAAUCCCGAUGGGAAAACAUUGGAUUCGUUCGGUUUUGAUGCUGAAUCCAAAUACGCAGAUCUUAUUGAAAAAGAAGAACAUAAUGACUGGUAUUUUUUCAGGAGGUUCAAAAUGAAGUUAUGGAAUCAGAAACUCAUUCGUAAUUCGUUAUUGGAAGAUGAAAAUGGUCGGAAAUUAAUGGCAAGGACCGUUUUUGCGUUGUCCAUAAAGUUCCUGAAGGAUGAUUUAUGGGAUGUGGCCAAUGACCGAAUAGCGGACGCAGUUUUACAAAAAGAAAUACACUGGGUUUUGACUGUCCCAGCCAUAUGGGACAAUGCGGCAAAACAGUUUAUGCGGGAAGCUGCCGAAGAGGCGGGGAUAAAAUUGGAUAUGCUGUCUAUUGUACUUGAGCCGGAAGCUGCUUCACUUUUCUGUCGACAUCUUCCGGUUGAUCCGAGAUCAACUCUCUUGGAAUCGUUGCGAGCAGGAAAACAGUAUCUUGUACUUGAUGCUGGAGGUGAAACUGUCGACAUAACGGUUCACGAAGUUACGCCAUCCGGUGACGUCAAAGAGCUGUAUAAGGCGAGUGGUGGCGCUUGGGGUGGGACAAAAGUUGAUGAUUCUUUUGAGGAAUUCUUAGCUUGUUUGACAGAUAAAACUGUCGUCAACAAAUUCAAAGAUUACCACUUGGAUGAUUACCAAGAUCUUCUUCGACGAUUUGAGGUGAAAAAAAGAAACAUUGACCCGGACAAGGAUUCAAAAGUCUUCAUAAGCAUGCCGCUUUCCUUUUUCACAACUGUCAACGAACUUCUUAACAAAGAUUUCAAAGAAGUUGUUGACCAUUCAUCCUACUCGAAACUGGUGUCCCUAUCUGGAAACAGGCUGAAAAUGGACCCAGCAGUUGCUCGAAACUUCUUCAAAGAUUCGAUCGAUAGCACGAUAGAACAUGUGAAAGAUGUUUUGCAAAAACGAGAAAACAGAGGCGUAGAAGAAAUAUUGAUGGUUGGUGGGUUUUCUGAGUCGAAAAUGCUUAACAAGGCAGUGAAACAAGCUUUUCCUGGAUUAAAGAUGAUUGUUCCUAAUGAAGCUGGUCUGGCAGUUCUUAAGGGGGCCGUGGUGUUUGGACAUGAGACGAAAGGAAUUACCGAGCGAAUAAGCAAAUAUACGUAUGGAAUUACAAAGGCUUCUCGUUUCGACUCUAGCAAACACCCCGAAUCAGCAAAGUUCACUGACACUCAAGGAGUUGAUAGAUGUAAGAAUUUCUUUGAUAAACAUAUUAUUGCGGGACAGUCGCUGAAAGUCGGAGAGGCCCAGUCUGUAAAAGAAUACUUCACAACACCAAUCCACACGUCAACUUUUACAAUUACGGUAUACGCAACAAAAAGUAAAACUCCAAUACUAGUUGAUGAUCCAGGAUGCAGACAGGUUGGUAAAUACAUCAUUCCAAUGGCUGGUACCGGAGCUGGGCGCGUGGUUUUAGUAAGAAUGAUAUUUCGUGGCACGGAAAUAGACGUCGAAUGUACCGAGAUAGCCACUGGCAAUGUAUCGCAUAUCAAUAUUGACUUUUUGUCGUAGAUAUGUAUGACGAUGAGCUUGUGAUGCUCAGUGUACGUUUACAUUGAUAUGCACUAUUGUAUCACGUUUUCAAGAUCUGUUGCAAAAAUUACAAUACUUAUAAGAUUAAAUUAUAGUGAGUCCCAGUUUAAUUUUGCUUAAAAACAAUACAGUGAGUAAGCAAACUAUUAAGUGGGUUCCAGGUAAACAAUUCAACUUUAUUCCAAACAUCUGUACUAUUUUACAAGCUGCGUGUUGAAAUAUUUGGUUCCCAAUUUUUAAUAAGGCAUAUUUGUGCUCAUGAAAGAUUCGUAGAUUAGAAGUUAUUAUAUUUCCACUGAACUCAAACUACAUUGUAAAUAUUUGAUUGUAUUUUCCUAAUUUGCCUGUCAUAAUUUAUUUUUUAUAUACUAUGCUUAUGAUGUAGUCGGCGCAGUUCUCAUUCAAUGCACUGGCAAUGUCUGCUUUUUCGUUAAACCUGAGCAUGUAUGUAUGUUUAUCUUAAUGUUAUGUUUGUAUGUGGUGGUUUAUCUUAUUUGUUUUAUUUCUAUUUGCCAGUGAAGCACUUUUUAGAAGCGUCAGUGUUUGUUUUUUUUUCCGCAAUGCCUGUAAGCAGUAAAACCAUAAAAUAAUUAGAUUG